GCUUCUUUCUUCAUCCUGUAAUCCCUAAAGAUCUCAACUGCAAUUCACUUCAAUUUGCUCGAAUUUCGUAAGAAGAUCAACAACUCGAAAUGGAUAUCAGUCUGAUGGCUCUCGACACCCCUUUUUACCGCAACCUCCAUCACAUCCUCGAAGCCACCGAUGACGGCAACAACAAGUCAAGCACCGGCGGUCCUACUCGUGCUUACGUUCGUGAUGCAAGAGCAAUGGCUGCAACUCCGGCUGAUGUGAAGGAGUAUCCCAACUCUUACGUCUUCAUCGUGGACAUGCCGGGUCUGAAAUCCGGCGAUAUCAAGGUGCAGGUGGAGGAAGAGAACGUGUUGGUGAUAAGUGGAGAGAGGAAAAGGGAACACGAACAGGAAGAGAAGGAAGGUGUAAAGUAUGUGAGGAUGGAGAGAAGGAUCGGUAAGUUCAUGAGGAAGUUUGUAUUGCCAGAGAAUGCGAACACGGAGAAGAUAUCUGCGAUCUGUCAAGAUGGAGUUCUUACAGUAACUGUUGAGAAACUUCCUCCACCGGAGCCCAAAAAGCCCAAGUUGAUCCAGGUUCAGGUUGCUUGAAUCAAAGUGGAUCAUGUGGUGUGUUUCUAUGAGCAAUAUGGUUUGAAGAACGUCGACACUAUCGAUAUAUCUAAUAAUCUGUUGUUUUCCGAUUGAUAUUGCUGUAAUCAAUCUGUUGUUGUAGGAUCCUGUUCACCUUUUGGUCCUUUAUGAAAUCUAUGGCAAUGUUGAUGGUUUUCCUGCUUCAAACUUUUAAGCAGAACA
Molecule: messenger RNA, 779 nt
Organism: Cynara cardunculus var. scolymus (artichoke)
Lineage: Eukaryota; Viridiplantae; Streptophyta; Magnoliopsida; Asterales; Asteraceae
Product: 17.9 kDa class II heat shock protein-like
Exons: 1
Coding region: 90-575 (161 amino acids)
Biological process (GO): protein complex oligomerization; protein folding; response to heat
Source: RefSeq, a predicted model, not a curated record